GUCUCUGAGGCUUCUGGAGACUUUUAGCGUCAGCAGACACCCGCCCUGUGCUGUACCAAGUGAAGAUGGAGACGUUAAGGAGUUUCUUCCGGAGUGCUUGGUCCUCCGAUGCGAGGCUGGACGACAAAUCGUGGUCAUCACCGGUGCCAACACGGGCAUCGGCAAGGAGACAGCGCUGGACCUGGCCAAGAGAGGGAUAUGGAGAAAGCACAGGUGGCGAUGAAGGAAAUCAUCAAAGGCUCCGGAAACGAAAAUGUCAUUUGCAUGGAGCUUGACUUGUCAGACAGCAAGUCAAUCAGAGAAUUUGCUGAAGCCGUCAACAGAGACGAAGCCAAACUCAACAUCCUCAUCAACAAUGCUGGAGUGAUGGUCUGCCCCUAUGGGAAAACAGCAGACGGCUUUGAAAUGCAGAUCGGUGUCAAUCACAUGGGUCAUUUCCUAUUGACGUACCUGUUGAUUGACCUGAUCAAAAGAUCAACGCCAGCCAGGAUUAUAAACGUGUCCUCCAUGGCUCACGCCUGGGGAUCCAUCAACCUCGAAGACAUCAACAGCGAGAAGAGGUACGACAAGAGGGCGGCCUACGGACAGAGCAAGCUCGCCAACGUUCUCUUCACUCGCUCGCUGGCCAAGAGACUGGAAGGUACAGGUGUGACAGUGUACUCCCUGCACCCCGGUGUUGUCCAGACGGACCUGUGGCGUCACCUGAGCGGCCCCGAGCAGUUUGUCAUGAAGAUCGUCAGCCCCUUCACCAAGAGCUCCAUCCAGGGAGCCCAGACCACCAUCUACUGCGCCGUGGAGCCGACUCUGGAGACAGAGAGCGGCGGAUACUACAGCGACUGUGCGCCCGCCUCCUGCUCAGCGGCUGCUUCAGACGACAACAUGGCACAAAAGCUUUGGGAGCUAAGCUGCCAGAUGCUGUCGAUAUCAUGGGACUGAAUACCUCAGAAUAAAAAAUAUAAUCAUUCCUCUCACAUCUCAUGAUGGCCAAACACAAGUGCUUCUUCACUAACUGAAAUAAAGUACUCUUUCUUUUUUUCAUUUACACAACCAGUAUGUUACAGUGUGAUGCAUGAUGUGGCACACUAAUAUAUAUUUCAUACGCAGUGUUU
Messenger RNA from Myripristis murdjan (pinecone soldierfish), 1109 nucleotides. RefSeq names its product retinol dehydrogenase 12-like. The transcript is spliced from 7 exons. Lineage: Eukaryota; Metazoa; Chordata; Actinopteri; Holocentriformes; Holocentridae. The coding region runs from base 109 to 936 and encodes 275 amino acids. The record is from RefSeq and is a predicted model, not a curated record.